This is a messenger RNA of Fusarium fujikuroi IMI 58289, 1530 nucleotides long. Its product is annotated as related to PEX3-peroxisomal assembly protein-peroxin. The record is from RefSeq and is a predicted model, not a curated record. Gene Ontology annotation, molecular function: protein-macromolecule adaptor activity. Gene Ontology annotation, biological process: protein import into peroxisome membrane. The transcript has 3 exons. Gene Ontology annotation, cellular component: peroxisomal membrane. The coding region runs from base 1 to 1530 and encodes 509 amino acids. NCBI's taxonomy places the organism in Eukaryota, Fungi, Ascomycota, Sordariomycetes, Hypocreales, Nectriaceae.
AUGUUCACAUCUGCUCGGCGCUGGCUGCGGAACAAUCGUACACCCAUUGCUGUCGGCGUGGGCGUCAUCGGUGCCGGUUACGUCGCGACGCAAUAUGUCAUUGGAAAGCUUAAUGAUGCCCGCGAGCGCAUGAGCAGCGACCGCAUCGCCAAGGAGAAUCUGCGACGUCGCUUCGAACAGAAUCAGGAGGACUGCACAUUCACCGUACUGGCUCUCCUGCCCUCCGCCACGACUGCCAUUCUCGAAGCCAUGAACACGGAGCAGAUCACAUUUGAGAUCCAGCAGAUGAAAGCCACCAAGGCUAUAAAGAACGGUGGCCCCGAAUCUGCAGCCCCGCCCAGCAUCGCAGAUACUACAUUGACAGAGGACGACGGGAAGAGCAUGGCUGGCCAAAGCGAGAGCGGUGCACAGUCCAGCCAGGCCCCUACAUCUUCACCAUUCAACGCCGGUGGCGAAGCGAACAAGGAAGCACCGAAGCCUCGCAAGACGAAGCGACAACUAUGGGAUGACGUGACCAUCAGCGGCGAAAGUUAUCUAUCGAGCGUGGUGGCCCUUGCAACAGGUGGCCAACAAGGCACCAUCAGUCUUGAGAACAACGACGACGACAACACAGAACAGACGUAUGGCAGUGACUUCGACAUAAACCGCAAGUACCUGACCUUCAGUUGGUGGCUACUGAACAAAGGAUGGGUGGGCUUGAUGCACCGAGUAGAGAGCGCCGUGCGCACCGUCUUUGGCAGCCUGAGCCCUAGGGAUCUCCUGAGCUUUGAGAGGUUCUCCGAGUUGACGACUGAGGUGAGGAAGCUUGUUGAAGGUUCGACCAAGGAGGAGCGUCAGAAGUCAGACUGGCUCAACUUUCUCCUCCCACCCCGGGGCAUGGAGGACGAAGUGAUUCGAGAGUCGGGCAUCCUCGACGAGACAUCCAAUCAGGGUGGCGAUCAGUCAACACCCGCGUCACAGGCAAUCCUAAGACGGCUGCUUGACGAGACAGCCGACCUUAUCGAAUCACCCAGUUUCACGCACGUCCUCACUCGUCUCCUCGAUGCGGGCUUCUCCUAUCUCAUUGAUAAUAAGCUCGCCACGGCCGCGUUUGAACUCCCGGCUUCAGAUGGUAUCGUCACUCCCGAACUCAAGGACCAGCAGCGCUCAAAGGUAAUUCUACUGCCAAAGAUCCUGUCGGUGUUAACACGUCAGGCACAUGUCAUUGGCGACGGAAUGCCCAACGAAUACCUCCAGAAGAUGGAGACUGUCCGUGAUCUGGAGGCUUUUGCUGCCGUCGUGUAUUCAAGUAAUUGGGAGCAGGAAAUUCGCACAGAUGAUGACCUGGUGGCCAGUGCUGUUGAUCUUGGCGCUUCGCAGACAGCUGGUGGCACCAAGGCAUCGCAACCACAGACUCAAUCUCAGACACAGACACAGACACAGACACAGACACAAGUCCAAUGUGCACAAGGCGAAUCAAGCCUGGUUGUGGUAGACCCUCAGGGGGGCUUCGAGAGCGCAUGGGGACGAGCAGUGGAGGACAAGUCGUGA